Messenger RNA from Ictidomys tridecemlineatus (thirteen-lined ground squirrel), 3258 nucleotides. RefSeq names its product SRY-box transcription factor 9 (gene Sox9). Lineage: Eukaryota; Metazoa; Chordata; Mammalia; Rodentia; Sciuridae. The record is from RefSeq and is a predicted model, not a curated record. Gene Ontology annotation, molecular function: DNA-binding transcription factor activity, RNA polymerase II-specific; RNA polymerase II cis-regulatory region sequence-specific DNA binding. Gene Ontology annotation, cellular component: nucleus. Gene Ontology annotation, biological process: oligodendrocyte differentiation; negative regulation of transcription by RNA polymerase II; chondrocyte differentiation.
UGCUGGGAGUUGGAGAGCCGAGAGCCGAGCUCGGAACUGACUGCAAACUUCAGUGUCGCGGCGACUCACCAGUUUCACCCCGGGAACUUUCCUUGGCAGGAGGAGAAGCGAAGGGGUGCAAGUGCCCCACUUUUGCUUUCUUCUCUUCUCUUCCUCUCCAAUUCGUCUUCCCCAUUUGGAGCGGGCAGCUGCGGACCCGCCACCCAUUGCCUAGCUAAGUGCUCGCUGCUGCAGCCAGGUGACGCGCCAACUUCUUGGGAGCCGCUUGCUCCUUGUCCGCGUCCGGGCAGCCGAGGGGAGAGGAGCCCGCGCGAGUCCCCGAGCCGCCGCGGCUUCUCGCCUUUCCCGGCCUCCCGCCCCCUGCCCCGGGCCUGCGUAUGAAUCUCCUGGACCCCUUCAUGAAGAUGACCGACGAGCAGGAGAAGGGCCUGUCCGGCGCUCCCAGCCCCACCAUGUCCGAGGACUCGGCUGGCUCGCCCUGCCCAUCAGGCUCCGGCUCCGACACCGAGAACACGCGGCCCCAGGAAAACACAUUCCCCAAGGGCGAGCCGGACCUUAAGAAGGAAAGCGAAGAGGACAAGUUCCCUGUGUGCAUCCGCGAGGCGGUCAGCCAGGUGCUCAAGGGCUACGACUGGACCCUGGUGCCCAUGCCGGUACGCGUCAACGGCUCCAGCAAGAACAAACCGCACGUCAAGCGGCCCAUGAACGCCUUUAUGGUGUGGGCGCAGGCGGCGCGCAGGAAGCUGGCCGACCAGUACCCGCACCUGCACAACGCGGAGCUCAGCAAGACGCUGGGCAAGCUCUGGAGACUGCUCAACGAGAGCGAGAAGCGGCCCUUCGUGGAGGAAGCAGAGCGGCUACGCGUGCAACACAAGAAGGACCACCCGGACUACAAGUACCAGCCACGGCGGAGGAAGUCGGUGAAAAAUGGGCAGGCCGAGGCCGAGGAGGCCACCGAGCAGACGCACAUUUCUCCCAACGCCAUCUUCAAGGCGCUGCAGGCCGACUCACCGCACUCCUCCUCGGGCAUGAGCGAAGUGCAUUCCCCUGGUGAGCACUCGGGUCAAUCCCAGGGCCCACCGACUCCACCCACCACCCCCAAAACCGACGUGCAGCCGGGCAAGGCUGACCUGAAGCGAGAGGGGCGCCCCCUGCCAGAGGGAGGCAGACAGCCCCCCAUCGACUUCCGUGAUGUGGACAUCGGCGAGCUGAGUAGCGACGUCAUCUCCAACAUUGAGACCUUCGAUGUCAAUGAAUUUGACCAGUACCUGCCGCCCAAUGGCCACCCGGGGGUGCCGGCCACGCAUGGCCAGGUCACCUACACCGGCAGCUAUGGUAUCAGCAGCACCGCAGCGACAUCCGCCGGCGCCGGCCACGGGUGGAUGUCCAAGCAGCAGGCACCACCGCCGCCCCCGCAGCAGCCCCCGCAGGCCCCUCAAGCCCCCCAGGCACCCCCGCAGCAGCAGGCGGCGCCCCCACCGCAGCAGGCAGCGCCCCCACAGCAGCAGCAGGCUCAUACGCUGACCACGCUGAGCAGCGAGCCUGGGCAGUCCCAGAGAACCCACAUCAAGACGGAGCAGCUGAGCCCCAGCCAUUACAGCGAGCAGCAGCAGCACUCGCCGCAGCAGAUUGCUUACAGCCCUUUCAACCUCCCUCACUACAGCCCCUCCUACCCGCCCAUCACCCGCUCGCAGUACGACUACACCGACCACCAGAACUCGGGCUCCUACUACAGCCACGCAGCGGGCCAGGGCUCUGGUCUCUACUCCACUUUCACCUACAUGAACCCCGCCCAGCGCCCCAUGUACACCCCCAUUGCCGACACCUCGGGGGUCCCGUCCAUCCCGCAGACCCACAGCCCUCAGCACUGGGAACAACCCGUCUACACACAGCUCACCAGACCAUAAGGAGACCUUAAACAAAGGGCGAUGAUGGCCGAGAUGAUCAUACAAAUAAUCCAAGAAAUAAAUAAGCAAGCAGAAUUUCCUUUGGACAUUUUUUUUUUCCUGUUCUCUUAAAGACACUUAAGCUAAAGGCAACUCGUACUCACAUUCCAAGACAGAAAUGUUACCUAUCCAAACGCAGUACCAACUUGUUGUGAAUCAGUGGCCAGGCCACUCUUGGCUAGAUGGACCAGCAGCAUUGAAGAGAAACCGGACUUAAACUUCCGAGCAAGUGUGGAGAAUGACGGAGAGUCCUGCGUGCGACCAGUUUGCUCAAUUCUCCCUGCCAGUUUGGACUUUGUAAUUAUUUUUUAGCAGUAAUUAAAGAAAAAAAAAGUCCUCUGUGAGGAAUAUUCUCUAUUUUAAAUAUUUUUAGUAUGUACUGUGUAUGAUUCAUUACCAUUUUGAGGGGAUUUAUACAUAUUUUUAGAUAAAAAAUUAAAUGCUCUUAUUUUUCCAACAGCUAAACUACUCUUAGUUGAACAGUAUGCCCUAGCUUUUCUUGCAACCAGAGUAUUUUUGUACAGAUUUGCAUUCUCCUACAAAAAAAAGAAAAAAAAGAUAGAAAAAAAAGUUUUAAAAAGUGUGUCAUAAUAUUAACAUAAAAAAGAUAAGCAGAAUUGUGUUAUGUGAUCAGUUUUGGGGGUAAGCUUUGCUUAAUUCCUCAGGCUUUCCAAUUCAAGGAGGAGCUGCCUUAAAGAAAUAAUGAAAGCCUUAUUUUGCAAAUAGAGUAAAUAAAUAGUCUAGGAAGCAUUUGGUAAGCUUUAUCCUAUAUAUAUAUUUUAAACAAGAGGGAAACACCUUGAGCCUUAAAAUCAUGCUGCUGGCAAUACUUGCGCUCUAUUUAGCAGGUGUCCUCCUGCCUUUGCUUGUUCCCUGCAGUCUUAAGACAGAAGUGAAAGGUGAGCAAAGGAGAAGGGGUCUGUUUGGGGAAUGUAACAGCAGCUAAGAAGUGCCCCAGUGCACUGCCCCCCUGGUUGCCUGCCUGGCCCAUGUGGACCGCAGAUGCUGGAGUCUGUUUGCUCAGACAUCACCUGUGCCUCUCUGAACACCAGCAGUUAACCUUCAAGACAUUCCACGUGCUAAAAUUAUUUAUUUUGUAAGGAGAGGUUUUAAUUAAGAAAAGAAAAUCUUCCUCCUUUUUUUUUUUUAAUUUUUAUUUACUGUCUUUUAAAAUAGGUUGUUGGAGCCUUCCUCAAAGGGUAUGGUCAUCUGUUGUUAAAUUAUGUUCUUAACUGUAACCAGUUUUUUUUUUAUUUAUCUCUUUAAUCUUUUUUUAUUAUUAAAAGCAAGUUUCUUUGGAUUUCUCAUCCUA